Molecule: messenger RNA, 1725 nt
Organism: Funneliformis caledonium
Lineage: Eukaryota; Fungi; Glomeromycota; Glomeromycetes; Glomerales; Glomeraceae
Source: the annotation of a GenBank genome assembly
AUGACAAUUGCAGAAGAAAUUAAAAAAGAAUUGGACAAGGCAGAGAAAAGAUUGGUUGAUGUUGAAGAAAAGUUGAAGAGACUGGAGAAGUUGAGAAGAGGUGUAGAAAAAGAAUAUUACGUUGGUGAGCUGCGAAAUUUAGAAGGAAAAGAAGAGGGAUUGGAGAAGGAGAAGAAAGAAUGGGGGGAGGAAGUAAGGAAAUGGAAUGAGUUGUGGAGAAAGGAAUGUAAUAAUGAAAAAGAACCCAAGCAUUUUAUUUCUCCUGAUGAAUAUUCUUUUAAAAGAAUGUGUUUGGAUGAAGAUACUCCGCUUUUUAAAUUCUGGAAGGAUGUUCAGAAUAUUGAAAUUAACAAAAAAAUAAUUUCUCUAACAGAAGGUGUUUACUUGUUGGGUGAAGCAAAUCAAGGAUCAAGUAUUUUUGUUCGUCAAUGUUAUUCGGAUCUUUCCAAGAUAAUUUUUGAUAGUGAUAAAUUGGAAAACUUUUGCAUUUCAGGAACUCCAGUCAAUCAGAGACCAGUUUUCUUUCAUCAAGGAAACAUAUUUCAGGGAAAUUUAGAUCUAUUUGAUAAUGAAUUAAAUAAAUCAGAUGUUUGGUAUCUUGUUGAUGGACAUCAUCCAAUGAAAUAUGAGGCCAAAACUAUUCUUGUAACUUCACCACAAAAAGAGAACUAUCGAAACUUUCAGAAGUGGGCUGGAACAAAUAAACAUUUUAUGCCAGUAUGGACUUGGGAUGAAAUAUCUGCAUGUAUCUCUAAAAAUAUUUAUGAUGAUUCAGCAGGGAGUCUAAAGGUUACUUCCAAAGUUUUAUAUCCCAAAGUUGAUUAUGAAAAAGCCAAAAAAUUGUUUGGAAUGUGGGGAGGCAUUCCACGAGUUGUUUUGCAAAAAGCAAGCACAGUACCAAUAAAUUUGAUAAAUCAAGAAAUGGAAGGUGCAAUCAGAAUUUGUGACCUUGAUAUGAUAGUAAAAAUAAUUGGAGAUGUGGUUGAUCCUAAACUUGAUUUUAACAAUAAGGUUGUGCAUAUUUACACUAAUGUUCCUGAUGAAGAACCAGAUUAUAUGGAUAAUAAUACUAUGGAUGUGUGUAAAGAACUUGAUGUUUCAUCAUUUCCACCAUACACUCAGCAAUUGGUACUCUUUGCAUCAACAUAUGUAAGUGAAAAGAUUAUUAAUCGUUAUGAGGAGGAAAAAAGAGACCAGUUGUAUAGUUUUUUAUCAGCAAGUAAAGAUCAGAUGGGGUAUGAAACUUUGCGAGGAAACAUAUUUGAGGCAGUAGCACAUAGAAUUUUGCGAACUGGUGGAGUGUUUGAAACACGUUGUCUAGAAUAUGAAAAUGAUGAAAUAAAAAUGGAGAAAUUCCCUAGACUUGAAAAUAAAAUCUUCCAAUCAAUAGAUGAGAUUAAUACACAUAAUGAAUAUUAUCAACCACAACAAAAAAAUUUCACUUCAGUGGAUUCAUUGGUUUUACCAAAUAUGUUAUUUCAGAUGACUAUUAAUCAGGAUCAUGGUAUAAAGGUCAAGGGAUUAAAUGACCUUAUAAAUAUACUUGAUGUUGAAAGAGAAAUCAAAUUUUAUUUUAUUAUGCCACCAGAAUGUUUUGAUAGAAUGAAAAAGCAACUAUUUCAUACCAGAAAAGGGGAAAAUUCAAAAAGACUACCAUCCUGGAUUAAGGAUAAAGUAAAACAAUAUGUUCUCAAGGUUGAUUUGGCAUCUAAUUAUAAGUCUUAA